AUGAGUGAGUUCCAUAGGAGAAGGGCCACCAAAGAAGAGAUGGAGCAGGGUCAAAAGGAGAUAAGACUAGCUGAUGAAAGAAUGAAAGCAGAGGCUGAGAGUAGGGGUGAGAUGCCUAUACAAAACGGACCUGAAGAAAAACCUGAGGAUGUUGUAGAAGGGGAAACGUCUCCACCGAAAGAGGGUAAGAGAGAUGAACCUCAAAGAGGUACCCCUGCAAGGAAUUCCAAUCAGGGUUCAGGUGCCAAAGCGUUGUUGCCGCCUACACAACCUCCUCCUGAUCCUCCUGCCCUUUCUCUACGUCAAGAGGUGGUGAACUCCCUUGAGAAGAAUACGCCCGCCGACAAGGGUGAAGGCAACUUCAAUGGUGGACCUUUGAUGAGGGAGAUUGCAACUCCCCCUGAACAACAAGCAGGAGAUGAUGCAAACCAAGUGCAAGGGCAAUCCAUGGCACCCCCGUUGUUCACCGAGGAGCAGCUGAGAAACUUUGCUGCACUGCAGGGACAAGCCGCAUGGAUGUAUGGGCCCCAACAGUCGUUUUUCAAUCCAAUUGGUUUUUCACGUCCUUCAUUUUUGGAUGGAGAUGCAGCCAGAGCUUCAGUGAGUCAACAUGAAAGAGACAUGGAGUUUCUGAGAAUGCAAGCUGUGAGAGACCGAGAGGAGAAAGACGAAUGUAGAAGGCAGAUUGAACUGUUGGUAGAAGAGAACCGUCAGUUGAGAGCCAGGUUUGAAAGUGCUAGCAAGAUGCAGACUGAGGAUGAACCUAGGUUUGCGACUCCUGAGGAACAGCCGGAUCAGACCAGCCCAGGUUUCGACAUGGAUGUGGAUUGGUUGAAGCGGCGAAAGGAGGCUGACAGACCCCCAUCAAAGGAGGCUGACAGACCCCCAUCAAAGGAGGCUGACAGACCUCCAUCAAAGGAGGCCGACAGACCCCCAUCAAAGGAGGCUGCCAGACCCCCAUUCCUACCUGAGGCUGCAGAGUUCAAAACCCCCAAGGAGGCUGCCAGACCCCCAAAGGUGGAAGCAUCACAGCGUCCCCAAGAAGAAGGAAGCCGAGGUGCACCUGGUGGAGGGAAUGCGCAGUUCACUGAGAAAUCUUUGGAGUUCAUGGUGAUUAUGAUGGAAACUAUGAAGGACCUACACAAGAAGGUCAACGAGACAAAGGAUGAGACUGGCAUGGUUCGAGGAGUUGAGAUUGUGAGGUCCGGCACUCCUGACCUGCCGGUGUUGACCCCCUGGUCACCAAGCCAGGGUCCCCUCCAGUUGGGAGAUUGGCUUCUGACUGUGGAGCCGAUCAUAGCUGAUUUGUCAGCAACUUCAGAAGUGUGGUGGUCGCUGAUGGUGAAGUCUGCAGAGCAGUGGUACCAGAAGCACAUGAUGAUGCCCCCACUAGAUCGAGUUCAACAUGAAGUUCAACCGCCCCCAGAGGUCACCUUGGAAAAAUGGUCCAGGUUGGAAAGAAGAACGGCAUCGAUGCUGCUUCAAUCUGUGCCGGAGGUGGUCAAGGAGGAGUUGGUUUCAGCUCGACGGCUGAGCGUUUUUGGGAUUUUGACGCAACUGCUGUUGACGUAUUGCCCAGGUGGUGUCUUGGAGAAGCAGACAUUGCUGAGAAGUUUGGAGGAGCCAACAGAGGUCACCACGGUGGGCGAGGCUCCUGCUGCAAUACGUCGGUGGCUACGUUGGAAGCUGCGGUCCCAGGAGAUCGGUGCAGUGACCCCAGACCCGGCACUGUUGUUGAAAGGUCUGAACAAGUUAACACGCCGAGUCCUGGAGUCCAACAAAGAACUACAAUUCAGGGUCAGCCUGGCCCGAAAUUCCCUUGGUGUGGAUACGAGGCCGACCGACACCACAGUCAGCCAGUUUGCCACGCACCUUUUGGCUGAGAUCGAACAAGUUGCUCUUUCCGAAAAGAGGGCCACUGCUGCGAUGCCAAAGGGCGAGGUGAAGAUCAAAUACUUGGACGCAGACAAGAACAAGCCAAAGACUAAAGAGAGGUCUACAGAGGAGGACAAGCCGAAGCCAAAAUGCAGGUUUUUUCUCACGGAUGCUGGUUGCAAAAGGGGAAAGGAGUGCACGUUUAGCCAUGAUGUCAAAGAUGAUCGUCGCAGGUGUUACAACUGCGGCAGUGUGGACCACCUUUCACCAAGCUGCACCAGGUCAAAAGGCGCUUCUACCGAAACAAGCCCCAACAAGCCGAGGGUUGCCAAGGCCGAGGGGGAGGAGCGCAAUGUGACUUCACCAAUGAAGGAGUCAGAGACUGGAAGCCAAUCUAGUCAAGGGGAGGCAGUGAAGGACUUGCUGGAGGAGGCCAACCGGAUGUUGAAGUCUCUGUCGAGCUCUUCCAACACUAUUGCUUCUACAACCUCUUCGACGUCUGAAGAAGAGCGAAAAGAUGUGAUGGAGCGCCUUCAUCAGCAGCUGAAGUCGAUGAAGACGUUCAAGAUGAAGAGACUCAAUGUUGGGAACGACGUUGGACUUGUGGAUUCAGGUGCAACACAUCCACUUCGUCCUAGACAUGAAGGCGAGAAUGUGGAUUUGUACCCGGUGGUGGAGGUGGCAUUGGCAGAUGGAAGAACGGUGAGGUUGAAGAUGUCCCCUGGAGGUGCUAUGAUAUCACCUUCACCUGCCAUCGAGCCUAUCAUCCCCAUGGGCUUGUUGUCGCAGAAGCUGAACUGUGACAUUUCCUGGAAGCAAGGAUCUAUGCAGAUCCACCAUCCUCUGAGAGGAGAAAUCAAGGUGAUGAUGAAGGGAAGUUGCCCCCAUGUUGCCAGAUCUGAGGCUUUGACGUUGAUUGCGGAGCUGGAGGACAUCAAGAUGGGCAUUCCCAAUGAGAUUGGAAGUUUUGAUGCGGAAGUGGCAUGGCUGAGAAAGCUGGUGUCGCAACAUCCAGUGCUGUCUUCACUCCCAGAGCACAUCAAGGAGCGGCUGGUGGUGGAGCCUGGAACUUGGUCUGAUCUUCCAGGCAACAGACACUCAAGAAAGCGCUGGAAGAGGAGUGGCUUAGCAGUUCAUUUGUAUGCUGGGCCAGAAACAGGGUUCACUUUGCGGCAUGCCAUCAAACAGCUGGGUGGUUCUGUCGAUGCCUUGUUGGAAGUUGAUGUUCAACGAGGAGAACAACAUGACAUGCUGUCGGACCACGCAGUUUAUCGUGGUCUGUUGAGGGUGGCUUUGGAGGGAAAGAUCAAUGCGAUCGUUGGUGGGCCAAACUGCAGGACGAGAAGCUUGCUGAGGCACAUCCCCAUUCCAGGGCAGCCUAGUGCCCCGAGGCCGAUUCGCCGCUGGGGAGGUGAGGAGUUUGGUAUUCAUGAUGCAACAGAAGAGGAGAAACAGAAGCUUCAUGAAGACGAUGUUUUGAUGUGGCGUUUUUGGUUUUUGUACAUGGUUGCAGUGUACAUGAGAAGGGCCAGAAAGGUUGAGACCGAAGUGACCGUCUCUGUGGAGCAGCCAGCAACCCCCAAGGAGUUCAUGCCGGAGGUGGUGAGUUGGUGGGAUACAAAAGAAUGGGCAGAGCUGGCACGAGAGUUCAGCUUUGAGGAAUCAACUUUCAAGCAGGGUGAGCUUGGUGGUCUGACCCCGAAGCCAACGACGUUUGGUGGGAACUUGGAGCUCUACGCAGCUGGUCAUCAAAGGAGAUGCAGAGCAGGAGAAAGGGUAUCUUGCUCGUCCCAGCUUUCGAGAUGGGCCCCAGGAGUGAUGUCAAUGGUCGCCUCAGCUUUGAUCAGACAGGUUGAGGGCCCCAUUUUUAAAGGGAAAGCUAUGUCCUGGAGCGAGCAUUUGGCUUUCAGGCAUGUUCCAUACAGGAGAGAUUGUCGAGUAUGCCAGGAGAGCUCACAACAAUGCCCGCCUCAUCGACUGGUCAAGGACCCAAUUGCUGGAGUGCUUUCAAUCGACACAGCUGGUCCACUGAAGCCUGCUUAUGAUUUGGGUGGGCACAUGGCAAGGUAUUUUUUGGUUGGAGUUUUGACCUGGAGGGUGCCAAAGGGGAGUGACAAGAUGCAGAACCCCCCUCAAGAAGCAGCUUCUGAAGGAGCUCCGGAGAUUGAAGAAGGAGCUGAGGAUCCAGUUCCACCGGGUGAGGACGGAUUGGAAGCUGAGGAGUUGCUUCCAGCCCAGCUCCCUGGUGAAGCGCCGGCUGAAGGAGAGCCUGGCGACGCCCCUGGUGAGGACGGGUUGGAAGGUCAUGCAGAUCUUCCAGUCCAGCUCCCAGGCGAGGCGUUUGGACCCCCAACUUUGGAUGAGGUCACAGAGUUGAGAAGGUUCAGAAUGGCCUUGCCAAUGGGUUCCAAAAAGGCGAGAGAUGUGGUGAACACGGUGAUGGAGUUCGUGUUGCGGCUGCGGACGGAAGGGUUCCAUGUGGGCCGCAUCCAUUCAGACCAAGGUCAUGAGUUUGCUGGCGAGUUCAAGACAUGGGCCCGACAGCGUGGGAUCUACCUCACCAAAACACCAGGUGAUGAUCCAGCCGCAAACGGCAGAGCUGAAAUGGCGGUGAAGGACUUCAAGAACCAGAUCCGCAGAACGUUGAGGCAGGCCAGUGAAGAUGCGAAAUGGUGGCCAUGGGCUUUGAGGUACGUCAAUGAGGUGUACCGAUGUGUCCGGAUGGAGACAAGACCAAGUUGGCCAAGGUUUUUGGAAGAAGUAAGAGUCCGAAAGCGGACAUGGAGGCGGGAUGACCUGGACCCCAGAGUGGAGAAGGUUCAGUAUCUAUGCCCUUCAGUGGAAAACCAUGGUCAUUGGGUGAUCAAAGAAGGCGAAGCCCCACGCCUUACGCGCUACAUUUUGGCGCCCACCACUGAGCCGGAGGAUGAGACGGUUUGGAUUGCGGUGGAAAGAGAAGGGCGAGAUGCACAAGAACAGCGACGCCGAAUCAGAGGCAGAUCAGCAGUGAGGAGAAUGGAUGCCUCAGUUGCAGAUCCUGAGGAGGUGCUGGAAGAAAAGGAAAAGGCUGAAGUUCAAAGAUUGAUGAAGGUGGUGGAGGAUGAGAUGCAGUCCAUCAUCAACGACGACCCAGAUCUGGCCGCCGAGGAAGUCAGAAUUUUGGGAAGGCUGAGAAAAAUGGCUGAAGUGAAGGAGGAUGGAGAUGAGAUCCUUCAAACAAAGGUCAUCUCACCAAAGGAGGUGGUCAGAAACUGGUCGGAGUGGAUCCCAUCAGUGAGAAGCGAGGUGGAGUCCCUGACCAUUGAGAAGGCAGCCUUGAAGGAGCUGUCAAAGGAUGAAGUCAAAGCGUUGAAGAAGAAGGCAGAAAAGGAGGGUAAGAAGUUGGAGAUCAUACCUUCCAAACUGGUGUUCACUGUGAAACCUUCCCCAGACCACAAAGAAGGGAAAAAGAAAACCCGGUGGGUUGUUUGCGGAAACUAUGAGGAGAAGAAAGAGGGGGAGGAAAACUACUCAGGUGGUGCAGAUGCCACAUCUUUGAGGUUGUUGGCAUGGAUUGCAUCCCGCAUGAAGUGGGCCGGAUGCAUCCUGGAUGUCAGAACUGCUUUCCUCAACGCGCAGAUGGAACAGGAGCCGGAUGAGGACCUUCUUUUGGUCCAGCCACCCCACAUCUUGAAGGAGAUGAAGUUUCUGGACCCGGACACACUGUACCUGCCAUUGAAGGCAGUGUACGGCUUCAGGCGCUCACCAAAGCUUUGGGGUCUUCAUCGAGACAAAACGAUCAAGACCUUUGACAUCAAGGUGGUCAUUGAUGGCCGCUGCGAAAGCCUGGAGCUGAAGCCGAUGGAGUCAGAGCAGAACCUAUGGAAGGUGGUUGUGGUCAGAGGAGGCUUCCAAGAGGCAGAAGAAGAAUGGAUCUCAAACGGCCGAGUCAUUGGCCUUGUGAUGACGUAUGUCGACGACAUUUUUAUCGUCGCCGAGAAGCAGGUGGCGAAGUCAGUUGCUCAGAAGUUUCAAGAGACCUGGGCGACCACACAACCGGAGUGGGUUGGCGAGACACCAGUGAGGUUUUUGGGCCUGGAGGUGACUUGCCACCAAAUCGAGGGGGAGGAGAAGGUCCAAUGGUGCCUUUCACAAGAGGCAUACAUCAAAGACUUGCUUGGGCGCUAUGAGGAGGAGGGAAAACCACGAAAGCUCCCUAUCACCCGUGACCAAGCUUCGAUGCCUCCAGAUGUGAUUCCCCCUUCGCCAGAAGGAGUCAAGUUUUCCCAGAAGGUCAUCGGUGAGUUGCUUUGGCUGGUGACCCGAAGCAGACCAGAUUUGAUGUUUGGAGUUUCCAGGAUGGGGGCCAACGUUUUGAAGGCCGCCAACUGCAUCAAGGACACAGCAGCACAAAUGAGGUCCUAUCUCAGGAGAACUGCAGGUGAGGGCCUACAGUACAAGCAGAAGAUCGAUGACCCGAUCACGCUGUAUGUCUACUCAGACUCCAGCUUUGCACCCGAAGCAGAUGAGUCCCAUGGAUCGUUUGUGGUUAUGGUGAACGAUGGGUUGAUGUUUUGGAGAAGCGGCAGGCAGGGCACAAUCACCUUGAGCACGGCCGAGUCAGAGUUGAUGGAGCUCGUUGAGGCGAUGAUUGCAGGCGAGUCAGUUUACGUCGUGCUGGCAGAGCUGUUUGGUGAAAUCUCAAAGGUGGCAUUGUGCGAUUCGCAAGCUGCACUGGCCAUUUUGGUUGCUGAGGGCGGAAGCUGGAGGACAAGACACCUCAGGCUGAGGUGGGCGUUUGCUCGCCAAUCUGUGCUGCGUGGUGACUGGCAGGUGGGUCAUGUCCCUGGUGAGAAGAUGUUGGCGGACCUGGGCACAAAAGUUCUGACCUCAUCGAGGAUGGAAACUUUGAAGCAGAUGAUGGGCAUGGGAGUUGCUCAGCCCGAAGAAAAAGGUGUUGAAAUGGAGAAGGAUGAGAAAAAAGAAAAGGAGAUCAAGACCGACUCAAAAUCGGUCGCCACCAUGGCCGUCAAGCUCAUCACGAUGGCGGCCUUGUUGUCAGUGUCAAAGGCUCAAGGAGAUGAAGAAGACGAUGGACCAGCAGGUGACUUCCACAACUUUAUGGUCAUCUACACGGUGCUGAUCAUUCUGAUCACGCUGAUGGUCCAAAUCCUGUGGAAGGUAGGAGUAGGCGCAUUGGGCGAAAACUGGAAAAGAAUGUUUUUUACCCGUGGCCGAAGUCUCCCCAUGGGUGAGGAAACGUCAGUGGCAGAGGGUCGAGCAUGUGCUGAGGUGUGCGGACCCGUGGAAAGACCACAGCAUCUGCCCUCGGCUGCUGGGUCGUCAAACCAGCCAAGCCCCGCUGAGGACGGGUUGGGGAUGGAGGAGGGAUCCCCAGUCCAGCUCGCGGUGGCUGAGCAGCGACGCGCCGGUGAGGGCGGGUUGGGGCAGAGGGCCUCAGUCCAGCUCCCAGCUUCGGCUGGUGAGGGCGGGUUGGAGGGUCAUGCUGAUCCUCCAGUCCAGCUCCCGGCUGCGCCUGCAAAAGCUCCCCCGCCAAAGGAGGGACCAAAGGCCCCGUCAAAAGCGGGCCAAACACCAAAGGCCCCACCAAAAGCGGGCCCAAAACCAAAGGCCGCACCACAAAGUGGCCCAUCAGCUUCCAGCUCCUCAAGUGGAAGCACAUCAAGCAGUAUGACAGGCCGAAUUGAGACGGCGAUUCAAGACAUUGCGUAUGAAGAGGCAGCCCUGUGGGACCAUUUUGGGAGGCAGGGCGACUUUCCAGGAGUGCCAGAAGAUCAUAGCAGAGCAGAACUUGGAUUUCAGGUGUUGAGGUUGCGAUGCGCACCCGUGGAAGACCAAUCCCUGGAAGUCCGCUGCUUUUACGAAUGGGCGAUCAGACCGUCCAUACUGAUCGAAGAUGCCCGAGAGCACGACUGCCCUUUUGAAGCUCAAACACCCGAGCUGCUGCCGGUGAAAACAGAGAAGGCGGCCGCUUGCUACGAGGACGAGAUCACCAGCACCGGCUACGAGCUGACCCCUGUGGCUAUCGCCGCGGGCCGGCGCCUGGCGGAUCGCCUCUUCCUGGGCGAAGAUCGUGCCCGCAUUGCCUAUGAGACGAUCGCAACGGUGGUCUUCAGCCAUCCACCCAUUGGCUGCAUCGGCCUCACGGAGCCUCAGGCCAAGGCGGAGUUCGGCGAGGAGAACGUUCGGGUGAAACAGUCGCGGUUCAACAGCAUGCUGUACGCCUUCAACGAUGAUGACAAGAAGGUGAAGACGGGCCUCAAGUUGGUUUUGAAACUUCCGGAGGAAAAGGUCGUGGGUUUACACUGCAUCGGUCCCUACUCCGACGAGAUGAUGCAAGGCUUUGCCGUGGCAGUGCGCAUGGGCGCGACUCGCGCCGACUUCGAGGCCAGCGUGGCGAUCCAUCCCACCAUCGCCGAGGAGUUCGUGACCUUCGGCGGCUGGGGACAGGACAAGAGCGGCGAGAAGGUCAAGGCGCAAUUGCCACCGUACAUCCUAUCUGGUUGAGCUGGUCCAGCUGGGCGGCUGGUUCUUUUUGUUGCACCGUGGCCCGCGCAGGAAGCGCGGCAGCUGUGGAUGGCCCCAUCUUCGGCCCUCCAAAUGUGGGAAGAUGGGCGGCAAAUUGUUC
Cladocopium goreaui is the source of this 8503-nucleotide messenger RNA. NCBI's taxonomy places the organism in Eukaryota, Dinophyceae, Suessiales, Symbiodiniaceae. The record is from the annotation of a GenBank genome assembly.